AAAAAAUGGGAUCUUGACACACAAAGCUAGGUGAAGAAACAGAGGUUGUAAUUGGCAAGGGAGGAGCUUGGAUGAGAAAUGGAGAGGAGCAGAGGAGGUAUGGAAGAGAAAUCGAGGUGCAGAGGAGAGUGGUGGAGCAGUGGAGGCAGUGACUGAGUGGGAUGAGACAUGAAAAGAGAACAGAAAGAAUAGUAUCCUUGGUGAGUAAUAGAGGUGAGACAAGAGUGUGGUUUAAAUAGAUUUGUUCAGCUGAAACCAGACUAUAUUGCAGCAGAAUCCAUCCCUGCCUUAACAAAAGUGAUAAUAAACUUUUACUCUGAACAUAAAAAUCAAGACCUAAAAAGAAUUUUUGAAUGAAUCUGUUUCAAGAAUUAUGGCUACCUUGAAUGUGGUUUAGGAGACAAAAAGGCAAGAGCUCAAACUUCUAAUUUAUCAAGCUCAGUGUUGAACAAAUUUACAAAGUUUGUUUCACCAGUGACUCAGAUGGUUUGUAUAACAUCCCGUUCUUUGAUUUCUCUUAAUUCAGACAAGAAACAUUUUGAAAGAUUAUUAUUUGGAUUGAGAACAUGCAAAAUUAUCAGAUUCACAAAAUUGCAGUUUAAACUAACAGAUUUUGCUCAUCUCUCUUUAAUCAAAGGCCCACAAAUAGAGCAUAUUUCUUUCCAUGAAUGCAAACUAACCAAUACAAAAUUCCAAUCCAAAGCAUGGAAAAACUUCAUCACCAAAAUCUGCCAUUCUCCCCUCCAAAAAUCCCUUAUAUGGAUCGGCCUCUACCAAAUCCCCAAAUUCCCCCUCAGAUCCUCCACAAUAAACUCCAUCGGAAUUUCCCAAGAUUAACCCCUCAAUCCCCUAAAAUCCACACACUUAAA
Molecule: messenger RNA, 869 nt
Organism: Moneuplotes crassus
Lineage: Eukaryota; Ciliophora; Spirotrichea; Euplotida; Euplotidae
Source: the annotation of a GenBank genome assembly